CCUCCCCAGAGACCCCGAGAGAAAGAGCGAGAGACGGAGAGACAGCCGCAGGCGGAGACCCCGGAGCCAGCCACAGCAGGCUCCCCAGCAUGUGGGAACUCCGCUCCAUAGCCUUCUCCCGGGCGGUGUUUGCAGAGUUCCUGGCCACACUCCUCUUCGUCUUCUUCGGCCUCGGCUCGGCCCUCAACUGGCCACAGGCCUUGCCUUCUGUGCUGCAGAUUGCCAUGGCUUUCGGCCUGGCGAUCGGCACCCUGGUGCAGGCUCUGGGCCACAUCAGCGGGGCCCACAUCAACCCUGCCGUGACUGUAGCCUGCCUGGUGGGCUGCCACGUCUCCUUUCUCCGAGCUGCCUUCUACGUGGCUGCCCAGCUGCUGGGGGCCGUGGCCGGGGCGGCUCUGCUCCAUGAGAUCACACCGCCAGACAUCCGAGGGGACCUGGCCGUCAAUGCGCUCAGCAACAACUCGACCGCUGGCCAGGCAGUUACUGUGGAGCUUUUCCUGACCCUGCAGCUGGUGCUCUGCAUCUUCGCCUCCACCGAUGAGCGCCGUGGGGACAACCUGGGCACCCCUGCCCUCUCCAUUGGUUUCUCUGUGGCCCUGGGCCACCUUCUCGGGAUCCACUACACUGGCUGCUCCAUGAAUCCUGCCCGCUCGCUGGCUCCAGCUGUUGUCAUCGGCAAGUUUGAUGACCACUGGGUCUUCUGGAUCGGACCCCUGGUCGGCGCCAUCCUGGCCUCCCUCCUCUACAACUACGUCCUCUUCCCGUCCUCCAAGAGCCUGUCGGAGCGCCUGGCGGUGCUGAAGGGGCUGGAGCCGGACACCGACUGGGAGGAGCGCGAGGUGCGGCGGCGGCAGUCGGUGGAGCUGCAUUCCCCGCAGAGCCUGCCGCGGGGCAGCAAGGCCUGAGCGCGCCAGACCCGGGCGGGGGCUCGGGGGAGCUCGGGUGACGGCCGCCAUCCUCGCCGGACCUCCUCUCCCCAGGUCCGAAGUUGACCCCUAGGGCAGAGUAGCUGCUUCCGGAACGUGCCGCGGCCAGAGCUGCGCGGGUAGCGGUGAGCCCGGCAGAUCCCCUGCCCUGAGGCUACAGGGCAGGGAGUAGUAGCCCACCCUCUGGGCCCUUGCAGGGAGCUGGGACUUGAGCUGGGGAGAGAGGGCAAAGGAAGCUCUAGAGAGCCUACGCAGGGUAUGGGGGCUAGGUCGGGGGAGGUGCAUACACCCCCCACCUUGGAGGGGACAGGGUCUGGGUGCAUCAGGGUUUGCUAGUUCGGCGCGGUGCCACCCCCACCCCGUGCCUUUUUGUCCCCAAGUGCAGGGAGGUUCUUGCUCCUGAGUGUGAGCAGGUGUGCCCUGUGGUGAUGCAAGGGUGCAAUGGUUGGCCACCUCUUGCUCCCCUCUUGCCCCUCCCUCUCCCACCUGCAAUAAAUCCACUUCCUCUGCAGUGGAUGAGUCUUGCUGCCAGUCCUCCCUGGGAGCUCUAAGUGUGCUCCUCAAGAGAAGGGAAGAGGAGGGUCUGGAGGCUACUUUGAGGGGGUUGGCGGGAAGGCAUUGAUUUCCAGCCCCUAUGCUCUCCUUCUGGAAAAUGCUCCCAAGCUGUAGCACUGGGUCCUCAGACUUGGCCAGGACCCAUUGCUAGAGGCAAUGAGUAUCAUCCAGAAAGCAGCUCCCCCAAAGUAGCCUCCAGGAAAAAGGAGAGUUGAGUGGCUAAGGACCUCCUUCCUUAGAGAGGCCCUCACCCAAGGAGGAAGCGGGGCAUACGUGGGCAGGCAGCACAAGUGUACAUGCGACCCCCAUCUCCAGGGGGGGCUCCAGACCCAGAGAUUAGCCUCCCACUGUGGCAGAGAAAACAAAAGCCCUUUGUGGGCCUCUGGCCUUUGUCUGCAAAGAGGGGGAGAUUUGCAACUAGACACUUCUUGAAAGGAGACACUCAGUUUCGCAAGUGAGCCCUCUGGCCCAGCACACACCUAUGGCCGGCUGGGCAAGGCACUCAAGCAGGAAACCACAGGCACCAGCCAACACCCCUCCAUCACCCAUCCUACAGCCGGCCCCCCUCCCCAGGCAGCAGCUCCUCCUCCCCUCCCUCCCGCACACCCCCAGCAGCUCCAGUGCUCCCACCAGAGGACAUUAUUAUGGAGAGAGUAGCCUAGCGCUCUCAGGACUCAGGAAGGGCAAUGACUUGUCCAGGUAGAGGCAGUUCUGUUUCUAGAGCUGGGCUUCUAAAUUUCCAGGCCAAUGCAAUGGUUCUCAAAUAAGAUUAACUGGGAUUAAGUGAGAUGAUGCAUGUAAAGAUGCUGUGUGAACUGUAACUCCUCAUAUCAUCAUUACGCAUUAUUGGAAUCAUUUCAUUAUUUCUACUUCCGGGGGAGGAGGGGAGAAUGCAGAAAGGACCUGACCCUUGGCCUCCUUUAUUUGGUGGCCAAAACAAAGGAGAGCUCUGGGGCCCCAAGCUGUGAGAAGGAGAUGGGUUUGGGGCUGGCCCCAUGCUGGUCUUAACACACCUUGAGCCCUUGUCCAUACUCUGUUGCCUCCAUGAUGUCAAGGCUUGUCUCUGUGUCUGUCCCACACUGCACCAAGCACCACUGUGCACCACAGUUUCCAGCCCCUUCGGGCCCUCCACUCCCUUCUGAGAUAGACUGCGUAGGAGGAACACACCUCUGAGCCCACUUCCUCAUCUGUGCCCUUUUCUGUCUUCCGUGACCAAACCUCCCUUUGGGUUAGAAAAGGCCUGCCCUGGGCCAUCGGCGCUCUGGAGAUAGUUCUGCAGAUGCUCGACUGCUGAUGACAGUCACCUGGCCUCACUCCCAGGGGAGGGGUCCAGUCAGAGACCAAAGGGACCUCUGGGGCUGUAUUCCUGGGAGCUGAAUGUCCCUGCUCUGGAAGUUCAAAGGCACUGAGCUGUGAGCCAAGCCUGGAUGUGUCUCUGGUACUUCAUGCCCUCGUCACAUCUUCCCAGAAGAUCCCUCUAGAGGUUGCCAGGAAUGUCUAUGUCUGUUCCACUUCCAAGACUGCAUCUCCCGCCAGACUAAAUGCGAGAUCCCCAUCACUUCCAGCCCCGAUUGCCUAGAUUGGGGUCCCUAAAGGUCAGAGGUCAAAGCAGGAUUCAAGUGAUGGGGGGUGGAGGGGAACGGACACCUAUUAAGCUUCUCUUGUGCCCCAGUUUCUGUGCUGGAUGCUCUACAUGCAUUAGCUCAUCUAAUCCUCCUAAAACUUCGGGCAGGUUGGGGAAGGACAACAGCCUGCAGCCAGACCAGAUUUUACUUUUUCCAAAGCAUUCCCUUAUCAUCGCCUGUGAUUAUCUCCCAACCCCGGGAAAGACACUGAGCAAAUACCAUCCUUCAAAUACCUUCCCAUUUGAAGCUGAGUCUGAGGCUCAGAGACAGGCUAAAGUCACACAGCUGUGCAUAGUGGAGCUGAGACUCGACCUCGGGCCUUCUUUUUCCAAAUCCCAUAAUCUUUCCACUCAGAAGCCAGGUCUGGGGUGAGGCCAGUCAUGGGCCCCUCCUGGGAGCCACUGGCAGAAAGCAGAGCACCCAACCUGGCCCACCCAGCCCAGCCCAGCCCAGCCCACUGUCUUGUGGUGGCCUUGGGGAGUGCUACAGCUGGGUAGGGAGAAAACGUCAAGGAGCACGGGCUGGCUUCUGCCCUUGAGGAGCACCUAGUCUGGAAGAGGGUGGAGGUCAAAUACCCCCAAAACCAGACAGAGGCAGGGCAGCAUGGAGGCGGGUGAGCAGACCUCCAGGUCCCCACUGCCACCAUGCCCGCGCUCCCACUUUGUGCCAGAUGACUCUGCACCUGCACACGUCGCAUCGAUAUUGUUGUGUGUCUUUAAGCUGGGAUUCUGCAUCUAGGCAGUGCCUCCCAGCUAGACUGUGAGCCCUCUGAGGGCAGGGCUCCUUCUGCUUCUUGCAUAGCUUCCUGCCUCUCUAGCCUCCCUCCUCUGCCUUUUCUAGCACAGUGCUCUGCAUGUAGUAAACGCUCAAUCAAUUCUCAUUUGCCAAUAAAUGCUAUUUGUUUCACAAUA
This is a messenger RNA of Phacochoerus africanus (Common warthog), 4017 nucleotides long. It is a transcript of the gene AQP2, whose product is annotated as aquaporin 2. Lineage: Eukaryota; Metazoa; Chordata; Mammalia; Artiodactyla; Suidae. Gene Ontology annotation, biological process: transmembrane transport. Gene Ontology annotation, molecular function: water channel activity. Bases 90 to 905 code for a protein of 271 amino acids. The record is from RefSeq and is a predicted model, not a curated record. Gene Ontology annotation, cellular component: apical plasma membrane; plasma membrane. The transcript has 4 exons.